Messenger RNA from Cokeromyces recurvatus, 1752 nucleotides. RefSeq names its product origin recognition complex subunit 3 N-terminus-domain-containing protein. Gene Ontology annotation, molecular function: DNA replication origin binding. The record is from RefSeq and is a predicted model, not a curated record. Gene Ontology annotation, biological process: DNA replication initiation; DNA replication. The transcript is spliced from 7 exons. Bases 1 to 1752 code for a protein of 583 amino acids. Gene Ontology annotation, cellular component: DNA replication preinitiation complex; nuclear pre-replicative complex; nuclear origin of replication recognition complex. Lineage: Eukaryota; Fungi; Mucoromycota; Mucoromycetes; Mucorales; Mucoraceae.
AUGAUUGAAAGGUUUUUAGCUAAUGCACCUAGAGAUUUUGAUCCUGAAGUCCUUGAAGAAGAAGAGAACGAAUUUAAUGAAGAAGAAGAUGAAGAUAUUAUUCGAACAGAGUCUCUAUUGGAGGGAUGGUACAGACAUCAAUGUGUUCAUAGUCCCUCAAAUCCAAAUUUAGUCAUUAUUUUACAAGAUUUUGAAUCUUUUGAGCCUGCAGUUCUUCAGGAUUUCUUUACCAUUUGUAGUGAAUAUAGAUCAAGUCUACCUAUUGUUUGUAUCAUGGGUAUUGCUACAUCUACUGAGAUUUUGCAUCAAUCUCUUAGUAAAUCAACCAUUGAAUUGUUAAGAAUUGAAAAGUUUAGAUUAGAACAAAGUGAAGUUUGGUUCAAUAGAGUGAUUGAAAAGAUAUUUUUGGAUUCAUUACAUACAUUAAAAUUUGGCGCACGUCCUUAUAAGUUCUUACUAGAUCAUUUUUAUUUGUAUGAUUUCUCUAUAAGUAAAGUAACAGCGAGUAUCAAGUACGCAUUAAUGCAUCAUUUUUAUGGCAACCCACUUUCAAUCUUCUUACCUUUACUUGGAUUUGAAAAAACAAAGACAAAGAGUAUUUUAAGUGAAUGGUUAGAUAAUAAUAUGUUGAAUGAACAUCAUAUCACUUUUAUACGUAUGCUUAAUUCUUUUAAAAACUAUAUUGAAGACCUUGCUUCAACUGAUCCAAAAAAGGCCCUACGACUUUUAGAAGAUGAUCGAUAUUUAAUAACAGAAGUUGCAGCCGACCUUUUAGAUGACAUCAAGAUAUAUCAGAAAAAAUUUAAAAUGGGUAUACAUUUACUAACACUACUUCAGGCUCAAUUUCCUUCAUUUACCUCCUUUACAAGUCUUAAAAAAUCAAAGCGAAUAUUGUUACUUGAAGCGCUUGAAACACAAAAGGAUUUUGCAGAAAAGGGUGAAUUAAUUAAAUCAUUGGUCAUUUUAACAAGAAAGAUUGAUGAGGAACAUAUUGGGAAAUUAUUGAAUGAAUUGCGCGAUUUCUUUGAGCAAGAUGAUUAUAAGGAUAUCAGUCAGCCUACGUUAGCACAAUUAGAUAUCUGGGAUAGUCGUUACAAACAAUUAUCAGAGGCAGAUGAGACAUUUGUAGCAAAGAUGUCUCGAAAAGCUAAAUUACUAGAAGGUAUGGUCUUACCUGAGGCACAGACUGAAAAAGGCAGACAUACAGAAACAGCAAGGAAAGUACAAACCGAAUCAAUUGAGCACUUGAAAAGAAAGGGAACUGAGGCUUCCAAGAUUGCCAUGAGUAUUGCUGAAUGGUUUGAAAAAAUGCUUACAGAUUGUUUAAAAACAUUCAACAAAGUUCCUUUACAUGAAUUAGUUUAUUAUACAAAUAUAACAUUACAUGAAAAGUCAUUUGCAUCACAACCACGAGCUUCAAUUCAAACUGCUCUAACCCAACCACAACACUAUAUCAACUGCUCAUGUUGUGAUACAGAAAAGAGUGACGAAAUUAUUCCUUCAGAACAUGAUACCUGCAUUCUAUAUAAACUUUACCUUGAAUGUGGUCGAAUGAUUAAUCUUUAUGACUGGUUUGUAGCCUUUGGCUGUGUAAUUGAAAGAGAGAAAAGAGCGGCGAAUCAAAAAUUAGAAGAAAAUGAAGUUCAGGCAAGAUUUAUUCGAUCUGUUGCAGAACUUCAGUUUUUAGGAUUUAUUAAACCUACUCAAAGAAAGACAGAUCAUGUUAUUAGGUUAACCUGGUCAAAUAUUUAA